AUGGCUAAAUUAACAUUUAAUACUAAAAGACAUCGCGGCCGGGACACCGGGUUGGCCUGUGGCGCGUUCCCCUUCUCGCUGCUCGGCUGCCUGGCGUUACUGCUGCUGCCGUCACGCGCCGCCGCCGAGUUCAGCCCCUCCCUCGACAGCGACUUCACGUUCACGCUGCCCGCCGGCCGCCGCGAGUGCUUCUACCAGCCCAUGCGCAAGGAGGCCUCGCUGGAGCUCGAGUACCAGGUUUUAGAUGGAGCAGGAUUAGACAUUGAUUUUCAUCUAAUGUCUCCGAAAGGAGAAACUCUAGUUUUUGAUCAAAGAAAAUCAGAUGGAGUUCAUACCGUGGAAACAGAAGAUGGUGAUUACAUGUUCUGCUUUGACAACACAUUCAGUACUAUUUCUGAGAAGGUCAUUUUCUUUGAACUGAUCCUGGACAACAUGGGAGAAGAAGGAGAAAAAGAUCAAGAGGACUGGAAGAAGUUUGUUACAGGCACAGAUCUCCUGGAUAUGAAACUGGAAGACAUUCUAGAAUCCAUCAACAGUGUCAAAGCUAGACUAAGCAAAAGUGUCCAGAUUCAGAACCUGCUCAGAGCAUUUGAAGCUCGUGACCGAAACAUACAAGAGAGCAACUUUGACAGAGUGAAUUUCUGGUCUAUGGUCAACUUGGGAGUAAUGGUGGUGGUAUCAGCUGUUCAGGUUUACAUGUUGAAAAGUCUCUUUGAAGAUAAAAGGAAAAGUAGAACUUAAGUCUGUAUGGUCAUAAAGAUAUACAGGUGGGGGAAAGCAAUAAACUGCAACAGGAAAGAAACAAAAGAAAAAUGUGACCUUUCAGAGUCUUUUGAACAGCAGAAGACACAUCCAUGUUCUAAGUCAGGGGGGGCUUUUUAACUUGAACAGAAGGUCUUGCUCCAAGCUCUUCCAUCUUUGCAAGUGCUAUUAAACACUUACUUGUUUUUCAUGCUUGUAGCACUUGUUAUUCAUAAUGACUAGCUUAUGC
Molecule: messenger RNA, 991 nt
Organism: Tinamus guttatus (white-throated tinamou)
Lineage: Eukaryota; Metazoa; Chordata; Aves; Tinamiformes; Tinamidae
Gene: TMED5
Product: transmembrane p24 trafficking protein 5
Source: RefSeq, a predicted model, not a curated record